This is a messenger RNA of Blepharisma stoltei, 612 nucleotides long. The record is from the annotation of a GenBank genome assembly. Lineage: Eukaryota; Ciliophora; Heterotrichea; Heterotrichida; Blepharismidae.
AUGCCUGUAUUAAAAAUUAGAAACACUGAUCAGGUAAAAAAAGUUCGACUUAAAUCAUUAGACUGAGAUUCGUUUACACAAAUAAUUAAGGAUUCUUGCAAUGUAGGAGAUCUAGCAAGCUAUAAAAUCGUAUGCAAAAGACCUAUUCCGGGGAAAAUUUUUGCUAAUCAAGCAGAUUUAGAUGAAAUUCGUGAUGAAAGCAUGAUCGAUAUAGAGCUCACAUAUCAAGAUGAGUCUUUUAUUUGUCAAGUAUUCAAAGAAGUCUUAUUACAGAAAGAGUCUCGGAAUCACGUUUUAAAUAGAUUUAUUGAAAUUAUUCGUCAGUUCCCAUCAACAACUUUAGAUGCUCUCGUGCCUCCCAGUAUUGAGCGUUCCUUGCGAGAUAAACUCGAGGAAAUCUACCAAGAGGCCAGCACAAGAGCAAACCAACCGAAAUUCGGCUUUAAAUUGAUGUACGUUAUGGAAGGAGGAAAGCAGUCAUUGCGUGCUGUUCCUAAUCAAGAGUGGAUAAAUUAUUCUACAAUGGAUAUUGAUGUGCUCAGCAGGUCUCUCCCUCCAAAUGUAAUACAACGAUUAAGCAACUCAAAGAAAGAAAUUAAGACAAAAGAUUAA